AUGAUUUCAAUGAGAACAUCUUCCGUUGUGGGUUAUGUACCUCAAUCCAGUGAGCCUCAUCAUUGUGGUUACUGCGGAAAAAAUGGCAGUCGUCAUGCGGCAGAACUGAAAAGAAAACAUGAAGAAGGAAAUGAUACUCAGCAAAUCGAUACUAAAUCUCAUAAUGACAAUGUAAAAAAAUCGAUUGAUGGAGAAAAAGGCAAAAAUCAGCGAGAUGCGUCAGUCUUACACCAAAACAAUGUGGAAGCAAAAGCUACUUCCCGAGGGCCAGAUCCAACCAAGCCCAAGCGUAGAAAGGCGAAGGAUAUUAGGAGAGAGAAAAAAUUGGAAAAGCUCUCAAGAGAGUCAGACAUGACCACGGAACAAAUAAAGAAGCACAUUGAGGAAGCAAAGGAGAAAGAAGUGAAAGAAAACAUACAGAAACGCGUACAGAUAUUGGACGAACUUUUUAAGCAAAUGGCGCCUACUUUAACCCCUGGUCAUAAGUUAGAGGUUAAACUUGUAUUAGCAGAUCGAAGCCUUCCUCAAUUUCAGCUAACGUUUAAAAAAUCGCACGAAAUAUAUCAGAAAUAUCAGAUGGCAAUCCAUAAUGAUAGACCCGACGAAUGCGAUGAAGGGCAGUUUAAACGUUUCCUGGUCGAUACUGCGUUAAUGUUUGAACGAUCUCCAGAAUUUCCUAGUACUGGAUGUGGAACCUUUCACCAACAAUAUUAUCUGGAUG
Messenger RNA from Trichoplax adhaerens, 721 nucleotides. RefSeq lists its product as uncharacterized. Gene Ontology annotation, cellular component: cytoplasm. The annotation marks the transcript as partial. The record is from RefSeq and is a predicted model, not a curated record. Gene Ontology annotation, biological process: protein arginylation. The transcript is spliced from 8 exons. Lineage: Eukaryota; Metazoa; Placozoa; Uniplacotomia; Trichoplacea; Trichoplacidae. Gene Ontology annotation, molecular function: arginyl-tRNA--protein transferase activity.